GAAGCGUUGCGUUGCGUUCAGUUGUAAUCUCAUGCAAAGAAUUUGUGUUAAAAGCAAUGUGCAAGCAAGGAAAAUUACUCAUUAACCGUUAUAUGUUGUUGUUGUUGUUAUUGGGAUACACUUUUGGGUGGCGACGACCACAGUAACUCGAAAUUCUACAACGAUUUCAAAUAAAAACAACAACUACAACUAUCAGAACGUCAACGACAAAGCUCAAAGGCGUUUUUUUCCUGUUGUUUUUGUGUGGAGUUGUAUUUGUACAAGUAGAAAAUGUGUAUGUGCCAGAAAGUGAAACGAAAACGGGAACACGCCUUUUGAAGCCAGUGAAGCCAGCGAAGCCAGUAACCAUCAGCUAGGCAGUCAACAGCAGUUAGCGAGCGACCUAAGCCAGCCGAGCAGCGCCUAAACAUUGAAACUGCCAAAGUAUAGUACAUAUAGUAUAAUACAUACAUAUAUGUAUGUGGAUACGAAACUAUACAAUCAGAACGUGCGAGCAGGAAUUUCAAGCGCAGCCUUAAAUGAUUGUAAUCAAACCGUCGGCUUCCUCAACACUCACUUAUCACUAGCAAGCCAUAAGUUCACUAUAAUUAGCCAUCAAUCAUUAUGGGUAAGGAUCAAGAAUUUUUGGAUGCAGCACGCAAUGGCAACAUUACUUACAUCGAAAAGGUGCUUAAUCAACGCGCUAAGCGCGCCGGACCACUCGCCAGUCUACGACGCGGACCAGGUGUCAAUGCGCAGGAUAGCGGAGGUUACUCAGCUUUGCAUCACGCCAGCAUCAAUGGACACAGCGACAUAGUGCGGUUGUUGUUGAACAACGAAGCUUCGCCGAAUUUGCCCGACUCACGUGGCUCCUCGCCGCUGCACUUGGCCGCUUGGGCAGGUCACCAAGAUAUUGUGAAAAUGUUGUUAACACAUCCGUUUAAGCCGGCGCAACCAAAUAUACAGACCAUCGAAAAUGAGACGCCACUACACUGCGCCGCACAACAUGGCCACACCGGCGCACUUGCAGUGCUGCUGGCACAUAAUGCCGAUCCGAAUAUGCGCAACUCGCGCGGCGAAACACCACUAGACUUGGCGGCGCAAUAUGGCCGUCUGCAGGCUGUACAAAUGCUGAUACGUGCGCAUCCCGAACUGAUCGCACACUAUAGUGUGGCAGCAAUCGAGGGUGGGGAGCCUUAUGCCACCGGACACCACCAGCAGCAGCAGCAGCAGCAACAACAGAAAACACGCCGCACCUCACCACUGCCACACUCGGGCUCGGUAUCAACACCGUCACCCUCCUCACCAUCUAUUACUUCCUCGCCUGCAACACCAACACGUAACAUCUUCCCGCACACUUGCCUGCAUGUGGCCAGUCGCAAUGGGCACAAAAAUGUGGUUGACGUUUUGCUGGCAGCAGGUGUCAGUGUUAAUUUGCUCACACCAUCUGGUACCGCUCUGCACGAGGCGGCACUUUGUGGCAAAGAGUCAGUGGUGCGCACGCUGCUCAGAGCGGGUAUCGACUUAAAUGCAACGGAUGCAGAGGGACGCACAGCGCUGGAUAUACUCAAAGAAUUUCCGCCGCAUGUCACUAAACAUAUUAUCGCAGUAAUUAAUAAUUUCCGCAAUCAAAUGGACGUGGACGAUGGCGACGAGGUGGUCGUCUUCCGUCAUCAACAUCCCCCACCACCGCCUCAACGUCAGAGCAGCAGUUUGAGUCACUACCAGAAACAACAACACAACAAUCACUAUCACUUCAAUUCAAACAAUCAUUUACUCAAUCAUGCGCACUCACUGCAGCAGUCUUCCACAUAUGCCAGUAAUGUUGGCACCGGCGGCGGCAGUGGUGGGCACAAUAGUAAACAAAGAAUCGGCAGUAGUCUUAAUGGUGGCAAAUCACUGGAUAGCGGUCUCCAACCGGAUCACUAUGCAUCUGUUGGACGUGGCGGGUAUCACGAAGUGAACUCACCGGUCCACAGCACUUCCAAUAAUUCGCAGAAUGAAAUGGGUGUGAGUCCUUCGUCGUCGAUGAGUAGUUUUGAGCCAGUUUCGGUGUCACCACGCUCACGCUCUUCCACUGGCGGCAUAAUCGCCAAUCCCAUGCACAUGAGCACUUUUGCACCGGUUGCACCGCCGAAAAAGCCACCGCGUCGCAACUUAUCCGUUUCGCCCACCCAUUCUGGCCAACAGUUCAGUUACACUUCGCCAAAUCAUAACCAACAUAAGCAACAAACGCGCACCGGUCAGCAAUAUCAUAGUCCAUCUACGGAGAGUCCCUAUAGCGGUCAUCAGAGUCAUGGUAGUGUGGGUGGUAUGAGUUUCGAUGAGACAACGCACUUGCGCGAACGUCAGCGAGGUGAACGUCUGCAUGCGAGUGCACGAGAGAAUGCACGUUCGACGACGGGCGUACUAAUGGCGUCGAGCUCAAAUGACAUGUUGGAACGCAUGAAUUACAGCAGUGAAGAACGCGCCGAUUCUACGGAAGGUGGCGGCACUUCAAACUCCAUGAAACGACCACUGAACAAGUCGCAUGAAGUGAGCAGUGAAAUUAUAAAUUGUGAGAAUCCGACACUCAAGUCAUAUAAUCCAAAUAGGAAGCUUAAAAGGAAUCGCAAUAGUUACUCGCUUAGCAUCAGCGACACCAAAGAGAACAAGAAUGAUGGUAAGCCGCAAAUACCACUCAGUCCGACGAACUAUCAGCAACCGCCAACGCCUGAUCACCCACCACCCUCUUCCAGUCAAGCCGAACGCACGAUACAUGAGCGCAUACGACCGCUCAGCAUGGAGUAUAAGCGGCGUUCGGCGCUCAUACAGCUACAACAACAACAAAAGCAACAUAGUAAAAGUAUGAUCGAUUCCAGCACCUCACCAGCAAAACAUUGGCAGGCGGCGCUCAUACCAACACCCACAUUUGAUUACCCCGUUGGCAGUCUGUCACCAAAGCACAGCGUCAAUGCGUGACCCACCACUACAAUGUGUAAUGUGCGACGCAACGUCGGCAGUGGUGGUGGCGGCGGCGGCGGCGGCGGCGGCGGUAUACAGGGUUCCUCUGGCUCGCUUAGCUCCAGCGUUUCACUCUCCGAUCACAGCCUCUCCACCGAUUGCGUGGAGGAGUUUAUUAGUGACGCACCAUUUGCUGGACUCUUCAAGGGUUCGAGCGUUAAUUUACGACAUGAAAAACGUACAAUGGGUAACCGUAAACUGGGCAUACCGUCAGCAGUACGAAGCGUAUCCGCAUCCGCUGCGGAGGGUCAAUCACAACAACAGCAACAACGUACACGCCCACCUAUACCCACCAAACCCGUUUUGCCAGAUUGUAAUAAAAUGCUCAAGUCAAUGUCCGUCACAGCCAAGGAAACCAAGACGUUAAGUACUCAAGAUGAUUGUGAUUUGACUGAGACCCGCAGCGAUAAUACCAGUCACGUAAGUCAAGGUGUAAGCAUUUGUUUGGAAGGUGAGCAUAGUAAUGGUAAUGGGAAUGGGAAUGAGCACAAUAUAUGUAACGACAAUGGUAAUGAAGACAUGGAGGCAGCUCUAUCGGCGAUUACAGCGGCCACCACCCAGAGCAGCGGCAUACUUAGUCCCUUCAAUGCCGAGGAGGCACGUAAGAAGAUCUCAGAAAUUAUCGAAUCUUUCGGCAGCGGUAUUUUGAACACCACUUUAACACCCACAAACGAUAUUGACUUGGAGUUCGACGAGGGUAUCGAACCUGCGGAACGACGUGAGUUGGCUGUGCGUUUAAGAAACGUGGGUUUGUUACAUUUGGAACGCAUGCUCUUCGAGAAUGGCUACGACAACUAUAAAUUCAUGAAUGGGGUUUUCGAGUCACACGACACUCAGUUGAUGGAUAUACGAAUACCGGAUGCCACCAAAUUGAUUUCUUUCGUACUAACUUUACCGAGAGCUGAAUUUCAACCACAAAUUAUAGCAACAAAUAAACAGAAAAACGGUAAAUCCGAUAAGAGCGACGACACAACGAUGGAGAAAAAAGGCGUGGCAACACUUAGUGAGUGGUUGCAAAGUAUUAGCUUGCCCGAGUACAUUGAAUCGUUCAGCAAGCAUUUAUAUAACACCAUUGAUAGCGUUUGUGGUGUAUGGGAUGUGGAACUGCAAACAGUUUUGGAAAUCAACAAGUUGGGUCAUCGACGACGCAUACUCCAAUCGGUUGCCUACAUAAGACAAAUACGUGAGCCAAAUAAAACCGAAAAAUCUGGUGAAAGUGAAAAUAAUGGAAUUGGAAAAAUAAGCCCAGCCGCCAAUGGUGACUGUGGUAUGAAAGAAGCUCAGACCAAACCGCAGCAGGCACAGCCACAGCAACGAACAUCAAUUACGGGUUAUAGAAAAAAUCGACCUGCACCGCAACCGCCUUGUGAGAAGCCCCAACAGCAAGCUCAAUUGCAAAUACGCGCACCUUCCGAAUUACUACUGGGUUUGCCAGCAAAUUUACGCACAAAAUGGCGACACUCCGCCAAUGUUUUACUCAACGAACAAAUUAAAUAUGAAGUUUAUUAUCUCGGCUCAACGGUUGUGAAGGAGUUAAGAGGUACCGAAUCAACACGAAAAUCGAUACAAAAACUGAAACGUGAUGAAUCCGCUGAUCAACAAACAUCGCUGAAUAAUCGUAACGGCAAAAAUAAUCGGACGAAACCAGCGCUCGUCUGUUUAGCCAUAUCACAUUUGGGCGUUGAAUUUAUCGAUGUUAAUAGCAAGCAAACGAUUUGUGAACACGAAAUACAAAAUAUCAAUUGCGCCUGUCAGGAUUCAGAUGACUUAAGACAUUUCGCAUACAUCACCAAGGAACUGGAUACACACUACUGCCAUGUUUUCUAUGUGGAGAGCACGGAUUUAGCCACCGAUAUCAUACUCACACUGGGUCAAGCUUUCGAGGUCGCCUAUCAGUUGGCUUUACGCGAUGGUAUUACACAGACCGCAGUGACAGCGUUAGGCGGUAACUCAUUGCUAACUGGUGUGAAAAGUGGUGAAACAGUGACAGUUGAAUGAAAAUAGAUGCAGCGGCAUUAGAGAAAUGGAAAACAAAUUGUUAAAUUACUAAUUAGCUCAAACGAUAGUUGUGUGAAAGGAAACGAAAAACAAAAUUUGAAGAAAUUUAUUAAAUAUUAUAAACGCUAUUAGCCAAAUUCUGCAGAUUAGUAGUUAAGAGAAGAUCGUUCGUUAAAUGAAUUGGUGUGUUUUCGGAAUUAAAGCAAAAAAAAAUUAUUGAUUGCAUUUAAGAAAGAAAGAAAAAAAUGUUGCUUAACUUAAAAUAAAAAUAUAUUACCUCUACAGCAAUGUAAGUUUUAAUUAGUUUACAUUGUAAAAUUUGAAAAAAAUUUUUUGU
Ceratitis capitata (Mediterranean fruit fly) is the source of this 5317-nucleotide messenger RNA. RefSeq names its product ankyrin repeat and sterile alpha motif domain-containing protein 1B. Lineage: Eukaryota; Metazoa; Arthropoda; Insecta; Diptera; Tephritidae. Gene Ontology annotation, cellular component: cytosol. Gene Ontology annotation, molecular function: protein binding. The record is from RefSeq and is a predicted model, not a curated record. The transcript has 15 exons.